Messenger RNA from Fundulus heteroclitus (mummichog), 1496 nucleotides. RefSeq names its product transcription termination factor 1, mitochondrial. Gene Ontology annotation, biological process: regulation of DNA-templated transcription; termination of mitochondrial transcription. Lineage: Eukaryota; Metazoa; Chordata; Actinopteri; Cyprinodontiformes; Fundulidae. The transcript has 2 exons. Gene Ontology annotation, molecular function: double-stranded DNA binding. The record is from RefSeq and is a predicted model, not a curated record. Bases 88 to 1248 code for a protein of 386 amino acids. Gene Ontology annotation, cellular component: mitochondrial matrix.
UUCCCCCAAGUUCUCGCUUUCCUCCUUGGUGUUCGAAAGUAAAAUGUGAAGAGUCGGAGUCUGAUCUCUCGUCCGCUUCAGGGAAAAAUGGCAGCAUUCUCUGGGAGGAGGGCCCUUUUUAGUGUCUGUCAUUCACUCCGUCUGCAGCAGCGCUUCAGGAUUAUUCCGCUCCAGCCGGCAUCGACCCGCCUCACCAGGAGGAAUUGCAGUGGCAGUGACGGCAGCAACGCACCGAAGCUGCCGUCGAGCACAGAGAACGAAUCUCUGCUUGAGAACCUGAAUCACCUGGGAGUGGACGUAAAGAUGGCGCGCCAACGUCAGCCGGGCGUGCUCCGCAAGGCCCUCACCAACGAGUUGGCCGUCGCCCAGUUCCUGCUGGGAAAAGGCGCCAGCCGCAAAGUGAUCGCCAGCAUCGUGUCCCGCUAUCCCCGCGCCAUCACCCGCUCCAUCGCGCACCUGGAGCAGCGCUGGCAGCUGUGGAGGAACGUGUUCAACACGGACGCUGAGAUCGUGAGCAUCCUGGACCGCUCGCCCGAGUCUUUCUUCCGCUCUAGCGAUAACGAGAACCUGGAGAAGAACAUAACUUUUUUGACCUCGCUGGGAUUGAACUCCAAAGACCUUCAUCGGCUGCUGACCACGGCGCCGCGGACGUUCUCCAACAGCCUGGACCUCAACAAGCAGAUGGUGGAGUUUCUUGAGGACAUCUAUGAAGAGCUGGGUGGCAAUGAUCCGCAAGAGUUUGCUAAAAGCGUAAUAUCUAAAAACCUGUAUAUUUUGAUUAGAAGUACUAAAAGAGUCAGGGCUAACAUUGAAAACCUGAAAACCUCUCUAAAGUUGAGUAAUCCCGAACUGCUUCGUCUUCUUAAGGGCAAUGGAGCAGACAUUUUGGACCUCUCCAAUGAGUAUUUCAAGAAAAACUUGAACAGCCUCGAGCAGAAGUUGUCGUCACUGGGCUGCAAGAAAGAUGACUUGAAGGAAUUAAUAAUGAACUACCCCUCGAUUCUCUUCAUCGGGCCUUCCACUCUGAACUGCAAACUGGACUGCCUUCUGAAGGGAGGCAUAACAAUAAAGCAAAUCUUGGAGAAGCCCAAAGUCCUGGACUACAGCACACAGAACAUUACGGAGCGGCUGAAGGAGCUACGGAGAGUUGGAUAUGACUUUAAGAAAAAAGGGAUCAACAUCCUGGACAGUAGCUCGAAGCGAUUCGCGGCAAAGAUAGAAAAACUUUCCGCUGCUCCUGAGGAAUGACUGCGGCGGAUUUUUACUGUGGUAAAAGAUAUUAUCUCCCUCGUUGUACGUGGGCGGCCGCUUUUAUUUGCCCGCCUUGUAAGAAAUGUGUAAAAGAGCCUUAAAACAAGUUCCUCCUUGAUGGCAGUAGUACAAUUUCACAUUAAAUAAUUGAAAAAUUCAACCUCUAAAUUCAGUAAAUUGUUAUUUUUUCAAGUAGAAAAUAAAGCUAAUGUCAAGAAAUAUAUACUUUUUUAUUUAUUUUUAUA